AUGGUUGUCUCCUCCAGGAAAGCAGACUUUCCUAUCCAAAGUCAUGACAGGAUUGUCGGAGCCUUUCCAUUCGAAGGCGAUCAGCGCCACGAGGCCAGUGGUCAGUUGAGCGAUUUGUUGACCGAGAUCCGCGAUGUUCCUGGAUUCGAUAGGUUCCUUCUCGCCGGGACUGAGAUGCAAAUGAGAGAAGCAGCUGCUGGAGGUCCCAUUAUCAUCAUCAACGUGGGUGCCCAUAGGCGCGACGCCUUGGUCAUCGACCAAAAGGGCAUUCGUGCGUUGGAGCUCUCAGGUCUAAGUAUUGAGGAUAUACAUUCUCGCUCAAAUACUCUGGACUCGGUGAAGACACUUGAAUGGCUAUGGGAUGUCGCUGUCGGACCUAUUCUUGACUUCCUCGGGUUUACUGGUACGCCAGGUGAGGGCAUGCCGUGGCCGCGGGUUUGGUGGAUUCCGACAGGCGCGCUCGUGCGGUUCCCCCUUCAUGCUGCCGGUUAUCACCUUCGUCGCAACUCAGAUACGGCCAUGGACAGGGUGAUAUCGUCGUACAGCUCGUCUGUAAAAGCCAUCACAAACGCUCGAAGACAGCGGCUCCUUGUUGAUGGGGACCCCGAGUCAGGCUCAAAUGCUAUCCUCGUUUCCAUGUCAGAAACUCCAAAACACUCGAGUCUUCAGCAUGCAAAGAGGGAAAUCGACGAGGUCAGCAAAAUCUGUUCAUCCAUGGGCUUGCCAUUUGAACAUCCAGAGAACAACAAUCGAGAUGUUUUGAAUGCUCUAGACAACUGCAAGAUCUUCCAUUUCGCGGGGCACGGAGGUACCCAUCCUACAGACCCAUUGAAAAGUCUCCUUCUCCUCAAAGACUACGACAGCUUUCCCCUUACGGUCGGAAGCCUCCUUGACAAGAACCUACAGUCGAAGAGGCCUUUCCUCGCCUACCUUUCGGCAUGCGGCACCGGCGAGAUCAAAGAUAAAAACUCUGUUGAUGAGAGUAUUCACUUGACCAGUGCUUUUCAGCUUGCGGGGUUUCAACACGUUGUUGGUACACUCUGGAGCGUCGACGACGCGGUGUGUGUGGAUGUUGCAAGAGCCACCUAUGAAGCGAUCCAGGAGCAUGGAUUCAAAGACACUUCUGUAAGCCUAGGCCUUCACCGGGGUUUGCGAUCGCUGCGUGAUCGAUGGGUGGCUAGUGAAACGGAUCCCACGGUUCCUCGUCGGGACAUCAAAGUCCCUCGGUUCGAAGAUCGCAGAUUGUUGUGGGUUCCAUAUGUGCAUUACGGCGUCUGA
Colletotrichum siamense is the source of this 1278-nucleotide messenger RNA. RefSeq lists its product as uncharacterized. The transcript has a single exon. The coding region runs from base 1 to 1278 and encodes 425 amino acids. Lineage: Eukaryota; Fungi; Ascomycota; Sordariomycetes; Glomerellales; Glomerellaceae. The record is from RefSeq and is a predicted model, not a curated record.